This is a messenger RNA of Uranotaenia lowii, 1107 nucleotides long. RefSeq lists its product as uncharacterized. The transcript has a single exon. Gene Ontology annotation, molecular function: nucleic acid binding. Lineage: Eukaryota; Metazoa; Arthropoda; Insecta; Diptera; Culicidae. Bases 1 to 1107 code for a protein of 368 amino acids. Gene Ontology annotation, biological process: DNA integration. The record is from RefSeq and is a predicted model, not a curated record.
AUGUCCACCAUGAAAAACUUAUUGCGGCAAGGAUUGUGGUGGUUGGGUAUCGAUCGCGACGUCGAGAAAUUUGUUCGGAGCUGUCCACAUUGUCAAUUGGUAACAGCAAAUAGUAAACCUCUUCCAAUAACAGCAAUAGAGCUCCCGAACAACCCAUGGGAUUACGUGUCGAUGGAUUUCUGGUCCACGUCCGAAAUUCAUCACUUGAAAGCAUUGAUACUUAUUGAUAACUAUUCCAGAUUUCUAGUCGCUAUGCCAAUGGAGAAAUCAGACACUGAAACGGUUAAGAAAUCGCUUAAAAGAGUGUUUGAAACUUACUACCUCCCGAAGACUUUGAAAGCUGACAAUGGGCCACCUUUCAAUAGUGUUGAGCUCAAAAAUUGGUUACAGCAACAUUGGGGAAUAAAAUUAAUUCACAGUACCCCUUUGAAUCCCACUGAAAAUGGAUUAGUAGAACGAAGCAUGCAAGGUAUAACUAAAAUUUCCUCAAUAGCUAAACUGGAAAAGAGAAACUGGAAAGAAGUUUUGGCCGAGUAUGUAGCGGCUUAUAACUCAUGGCCACAUCACGUUACAAAAGUGCCUCCCGCAGAAUUAAUGUUCGGGAGAGUAGUCAGAGGAGUUUUACCGAACACUAAAACAGAUUUUAAACAAGGUAACGACGAUGAGCUUCGAGAGAGGGAUCAACUGGCAAAGUUUCAACGAAACUCGAGGGAAGAUAGGCGUCGACGAGCGCAAGAAUUACACAUAGCACCAGGAGAUACGGUGUUGGUGGCACAACAAAAGCGCGAUAAAACAGAUACUGUAUAUAAAAAUGCCUUUCAUGAAGUCAAAGAAAUAACGGGAGCCGGAAGAGUAACGGUUACGGAUAUGGUGUCGAACAAAACAUUCGACCGGAACGUCAAGGCUCUCAAAAAGUUUGUAGAACGCGAACCCACAGCUGAAUCAGAAAUAUCUUCUCCUCAGCUCAACCGUAGCGACAAUUUAUCGGAUAUAACCUCUACUCAAAAACGUGGAGCUGAUACUGAAACCUUCGAAUACCAGUCAGCAAAACGUCCAACCAGAUCGAUUCGACGGCCACAAAGGUUCUUGAAUGUUAUAAGUCAGUAA